This is a messenger RNA of Notechis scutatus (mainland tiger snake), 919 nucleotides long. The record is from RefSeq and is a predicted model, not a curated record. Lineage: Eukaryota; Metazoa; Chordata; Lepidosauria; Squamata; Elapidae.
UUCCAUUCUUUUGCUUUCUCUUGCAGGAUACGGUGGUGGCUCUCCAGGCCCUCUCCCAAUACCAGACACUUACUUAUUCCAAGGAUGGCAUCUAUGCCAGAGUGACCUUGAGUUCAGGAGAUGCUGUCCUGACAAAUUUCCAUGUGGACAGCAAAAACUCUCUGCUGCUCCAGUGCCAGGAUCUGCCCCAAGUGCCAGGGAACUACAAGGCUGAGGUGACCGGUUGCAUCUUUAUGCAGACUGCCUUGAAAUACAAUGUCCCUUUGGAGCAAGAAGAUGCACCAUUUAGGCUGGAUGUGCACACCGUUCCUGAGACUUGCACAGGAAACAAAGCUCAUGUCACUUUUGACAUUGCCAUGAAUGUCAGUUAUACUGGCCAACGUCUAGUUUCCAAUAUGGUAAUUGUCCAGAUUAAGAUGCUGUCCGGAUACAUCCCGGUGAAAUCCAGUGUAAAAAAGCUGGAAAAGCUAGGUCAGAUCCAGAAGACUGAAGUGAACAUCAAUCAUGUCCUGCUAUACUUGAAUGAGGUGAGUAAGGAUAAGGAGAGGAGCCCAAACAGGGGACAUGAUCAUUCAAUCAAGGGGAUAAAAUCCAGGGCAGGACCCCUUCUUUUCUCCUUGUCCUUAUUUUUCUUGAAAGCAAGGAGUUACAAGCUUAUUUAGGGGCUGACUUUUUUUCAAGUAGCCAACACAAUGUGCCACUCUUCUUACUUCUGGCCAAUGAAUAUUAUCUAGUCUCUACACAAAGAUGUACACUCUGGGGCAGGUAUAUUUUCCUAUGUCAAUGUUCGUCAACCUUGGUGACUUCAAGUUGUAUGGACUUCAAACCCCACAAUUUCUCAGCCAGUAAGGUUGACAAACUCUGUUUUAUGUGAACCUACGGCAUCUCUCUCAUGCGUCAUGAUGGUGUUUAGUUCACU